Messenger RNA from Zingiber officinale, 678 nucleotides. RefSeq lists its product as uncharacterized. The coding region runs from base 1 to 678 and encodes 225 amino acids. The transcript has 6 exons. The record is from RefSeq and is a predicted model, not a curated record. NCBI's taxonomy places the organism in Eukaryota, Viridiplantae, Streptophyta, Magnoliopsida, Zingiberales, Zingiberaceae.
AUGAUGAUCUUGUUCUUGCAGAUUUGUGUUUCCUCUGUGGACCCUUUGGCAUUUCCUUCUGCAGUGGAAGCAGGUGCCCAAAUGGUGGAAAUUGGAAAUUAUGAUUCUUUCUACGAGAUGGGAAUUCAGUUUUCCCCUGAACAGAUUCUAAAGCUCACUAGAGAAACUAGAAGGAUUCUUCCAUCCAUUACACUGUCUGUAACCGUGCCACACAUGCUUAGUCUCCCUGAUCAGGUGAAGCUAGCAGAGUUGCUGGAACAGGAAGGUGCUGAUAUAAUCCAAACUGAAGGAGGGAAAUACUCAAGUCCAUCAAAACCUGGUGUCCUUGGUUUGAUCGAGAAGGCCACACCAACGCUAGCAGCUGCAUACUCCAUUUCCCGAGCAGUUCAGAUUCCAGUUAUGUGCUCAUCUGGAUUAAGCGCUGUCACUGCACCUAUGGCUUUAACAGCAGGAGCAGCUGGUGUGGUAUGCCGUGAGGAGAGGCCGGCAGUGUCCGAGGUGGCUCAGGGAAGAUGCAGCGAUGAAGGAAAAGAGGGAUGGGAGAGGGCACCAACGAGAUGGACUUCAAAUGCUCUCUGGUGGAUCUCGUUGCUGGCGGCAGUGGAGGUGGGGGAGGGCGACGCGAGGAAGAAGAGAAGGGGUGAGAUCGACAUGGGAAGAGGAGAGGCGCGCGCGUGA